GAAAGCAAAGGUAGGUUUAGAGCCCAAUAAAUGCUAAAACGAUGUUUUGUUAGAUUAGCUUUUAAAAUAAAAGAUGUGAAAACGAAGUUGAUCCUUGAUCGUGCGCGAUCGAAGAAGGAGAAGCAAGGUGUUCCCUCUGAUGAUAUUGACGAUGAAGAUCUCGCACGCGAAUGUAAUUUAGUUGAUUCUUAUCUUAUUUCUACUGAAGAUUUGAUUGCUCAAAAGGAAAGGCUGCUGUUAAUGCUCAAAGAGCAAAAACUAAAGCGCAUUUCACAACGGGAGGCUUUUCUUGCUUGGCAAACCAAACAAAGAGAAAAAGGAGCUGCACAUCGUUUGGACCGGCAAGCACGAACAUCAGAACGAUACAAGCAACACCAUUACCACUCACAGAAAGGACGUAUUCUUCCUAUAGCACACUUUAAGGGGGAUAAGGAAACAAAUGACAAGUACGAUUGGAAAUCGGCAGGUGCAAAACUUUGUAGCUCACGCGAGUGCGUGUCCUCAACUGAAUUUUUAGUUGAGGAGAACCAACGCAACCCAUAUACGGUUUUUUUAUCCUUAAGUAAGCGAUAGUGAUUCUGUUUUUUUCUUUAUUUUCUAACUGUUUGCAGUUAUACAUUCUUACACAAGGAAUCACAUGU
Messenger RNA from Phytomonas sp. Hart1, 641 nucleotides. Lineage: Eukaryota; Euglenozoa; Kinetoplastea; Trypanosomatida; Trypanosomatidae. The record is from the annotation of a GenBank genome assembly.